AUGGACAAAUUGACCCAGAAGGAGCUCGACUGUCUCCUCGCGCUCCGCGACCUGAAACUUGGUGGCGCCGUUCAGGACGUGGACACAGCUUCGGUGACCAACAACAGCGGUCACACUGGCCAGGGCCCGGAAGUGGUCAAGCCUGUUCCCAUCCAAAACAAGGACGACUACUUCUACAAAGACAUGAUCAAAAAUCUGGAGGAGAUGGAUAAGGUCGCCAAGGAGAACCCAGACUAUUGCCUGGCGUCUUCGCUUACCAUGCGCUCUGUCCGAGGCGGCGACUCGAAGUGUACCAUUCAAAGCGUUUUUGGGGCUCGGGUCAGUCCAGUCAGUGCCGCGGAGGGAGUCCCGAGGGAUCAUAAGGACCCCAUUGCUCAAGUUGCCGGUGAUUCCGACGAGGACGAUAAGAACGAGGAGGAACGCCUCAAUGAGAUGGUUGGUGCUGGAGCUCCCAAUCUGAUAACAAACGAGGAGCUGUUGAGGACUCCAGCCACAUAUGCUCGCUCCUGCUGCGACGGUCGAAAUGUCCUACGAGGCGUCCUACGCAAGGAGGGCGAAGAUUGA
This is a messenger RNA of Neurospora crassa OR74A, 564 nucleotides long. RefSeq lists its product as hypothetical. The transcript is spliced from 4 exons. NCBI's taxonomy places the organism in Eukaryota, Fungi, Ascomycota, Sordariomycetes, Sordariales, Sordariaceae. The coding region runs from base 1 to 564 and encodes 187 amino acids. The record is from RefSeq and is a predicted model, not a curated record.